CGAAGAAGGGGGAAACUCUCACACUGGAACGCAGUGAAAUAAAGAGCAAGAAGCACCCACAAUAGUGAUGUAGUGUGAUUAGCACAACUGAAGACUAYGCAAAAACAAAAACAAUAACUAUGACAAUAGACGACGCAUUUCCAACACCGACGCCAUGGCCAGGACACGAUGCCUUCGGCAGUAUGAACACAAACGCAAACACAAAYAUUGAUGAUGACGAUAUCAAUAGCAUGAUCGAUGGCCUAGAACUCUUUUACAAGGGCAAUUACUUCGAGGAUAAUAUUUGUACCAGCACUGUUGUUGCCGAGAACAAGUCGCAUAACAUCAAUCUAGGAAUCGUAUCAGACCUUGAUCUCGACUUGGAAACAAGCAGAAAYAAGAUCAAGGACUCAAUCGCGAACACCAGUACGAACAUGAUCAUAAGCACGGUCGUCGAUGUGAACUGUAAGUCGGAUAAAAUUGUUUAUAUUAAGAAAGGACUUUCGAGAGACGCAACAUCGAAUGAUAUUGCACCUACCACAAUUCGUACUCUCACARCUCCUAUAGCGACACAAACAAAACCGCUACUAGUAUCAUCUACCAUYAGCGACGACAUCCAAACUCCAAUCACCGCCGACGCAGCCAAAACAAAGUGCUUUGUCACAAACGAUACAGCUGAUAAGGCCUUUGCUCCAGAUAAAAUCGCUGUGGGUGCGAGUGCUGACAAGGCCCAUCAGAACAUUUCUGCACCAGCUUCUGCUGCUUCGGCCAAAGGUCACGAGACUUUACAAUCCCUCGUUGAUAACGGCACGUCGAAACCAACGGAUCUGUUUCASACUACCACUUGCUACAGCAAUARCAGCAGCAACGUUUGCAUCAACAUUUCCAUCAACACAUCCACYGACUCGCAAUCAAGAACCGAGAAAAACAWCGAMGAUAGAAAGAUYGACAGGAGCAAUGAUCCUCGGWUGUCGUUCCAAACRGUUCUCGAGCAGCAACGAGCAACGAUUGAAAGAAACCAACAAAUAAUCGAGGCGCAACAGAACGAAUUACACAAACAGAAACAGAACACCCAACUGCAACAGAAAGCCCUGGAACUUCCCCAAAAAUCAAAAACAAAGGACCAAGCAAAGGGGAGUGGUGUGCAGCAAAUUCAACCCACRGAAAAGUUAAAGCACUACCAAUUUGCCGCGAUCAAGCAAAGARCAACAACAGUUGUCUCCCCCAURGCGGCCCCCCUACCGACGCCAGUCAAGAGCUGUAUUGCUAGCAGUGUCAUUUCUCGCGAGAAYAGCAGCGACAACAAUAGCACUAUCAACGAAACGUGUAGUAGCAGCUCCAAUAGAUGGAAACUUUCCCCGGCUGGUGACACCGAACAGAAGAUUCUGGGAAAUAACGAYUGCUGCGGCAACGGCAUCGGGAUCAACAACAACAGCAACACCUCGUCGAACGAAAACGUGAGUGMSCGCAACCRUCACAAUGCGGGCAUCCCUGCUUCCACCAAAACUGCAAAUGUUUGUAACCACCACCAMCACAAGAAUGUCGUCUGGCGAGAUGCGAAUCCCMAAACUGURGCGAUGACGAACAUGAGGACAUCCGGCAACAAACAUAACUUGUCCAUGGUUGAUCUCGAAGUUCGUCGGUAAGCAUAUCAACAAAUCCUUCGAAACUACGYGUGCCACCGGUGUUUGUUCACGGUAUAAUUUAUCAAAAAUGAUUAUWGURCCAAUCUCACAUCUUUCUUGUAMAAYAUGUCCACAAUACUUUAUUUUCCAGCGAACGAAACCGCAAGCACGCUAAAAAGAGCCGCCUMCGAAAAAAAUCGCUUACGUCCGACCUGGAACAAUCCCUGGAAUGGCUCCGGAACGAAAAUGCGAAAUUUAGGGCCUGCAUCGAGGACCACAUCGCCCGUAAAAAGGAGCAAAACGAGAGUAACGAGCAACCAACAAACAACAACAAAAAAUAYAGCAUCGAAGGAUUAUUGGAAGAACGCCGCAUCCGGUCUCACGAUCGAUUCGUUUGUUGCAUUCUCGGGGAAGCAAACCAAGUGGCUUCCAACGGCARCAGGAAGACUACUAAAACCAAAGGCAACCGAAACCGAAUUAAGAAUAACAGCACUAACCAGCCUUCGCUUCGAAWWAUGCCACAUGGAAGAGGCGCUUCCGUAAAUGAGAAAACUCUCAAGGUUCUCAGGGGGUUGUCGAAAGCUCUUCUUGCUUCCCGAACUUCACAGCAAAACAGAUAUCAAAUGUUUGCGAAUCAGUCGAUGCCUCUUACAGAAUAAAAACGAAACAACGGGAAACAAACCUUGCUCUAUUUUUAUUCUAUUUUUAUCUUCCUGAGAAAAUAAAGUAACGGCCACCGAGUAUGUACAUAUCGAGACCGACGGAAGUACUGMCAUUUACAUCCCCUCCUAAAUUUUAUUCUUCAACACCAAUCGUCAACAAWAAUAACACAAAAAAGGAUCAGACACAAAUUUGCGUGGUGAAGGAUCGAACAAGCAAAAGAAACCUCGAUACACRUCGCAAUGGAUCAGGAUCACCUUGUCACAUAAUACGCACAUGCAAAAAACAUCAUACUACUAUUCACGUAAGAAAUGCAUGAAAAAAAAUGCCAAAAAAUGAUUCGACUACCUUUCCCCCUGUAAAUAUUGUCGAAUGGGAAUUGGAGUAACGCAGCCACGUCAUAUAACCAGGAGCUAGUCAUGAAAAAUAACAUUGUGAUCGACUGGCAUACAUAUAGAAUUUAUUUCCGAUUCCCUAUUAUCUUGUUYAACUAGACUAGUAAYUUGUUCAAUAGAUCUUCCGCAUCCCCCAAGACACGUGCCUUUUCYUGCACAUGACUCAYCACCAUCUCAAUUUUUUGUUUYUCCUUGCUUUGUCUUGUUUUUCUUUUCGCCAUCCUUCGUCUCGUUGUUUCUUCAAUAWYCAACGAUGAUGGAUCAAGUUGCUGAUGAUUGGAAAAAAGUGUUAYCACUGGUGGCAUGUUUUGCGAAUCAUURUAAUUCAGUGAUUUUGUGUCGUUGCUUUUCUCUUCAGUAACUUGUGGACGGUCACURUAARAAUCAUCGUCUUCAUCCUCGCGGUUUUUGUAUCGGAGCUGGCCCAUGCUGGUAGAAGCGCRCAUAGAUCCCRCCGUUGYCAUUCGGGAAGACAUUGGAGUCGAUUUUUUGGUCUCUUCUUUGGUAGGGACGGCGGCUGUAUGGUAAUUUUCAUUUCCAUUUUUGCAAUCAUUUGAAGCWKKUGUUACGCGGUUGGCAAYCAAAGUCUGUUUCCGCGUUGUUGUCAUUUGCGAUGCAAAACACAAAAGGGUCUCUARACGUUCCACGAGCCGAUAAGAGUCCUCAGCAGAGACGGUUGAUCGAAACUUUGGCAUUAAGUAGUGAGAACAAGUUGAAGGAGGACGUUUAAUCCMUCGGUCGUUUCCCUCGUCAUGAAUAUACCUAAACCUAGUGCCGAYGCUGCUCAAGCUAUCAUGAGGCUCUUUCAAAUCUGAUGUGGUAUAUUGUGUACCKGUGUUGGUAUCAAUUGCACGAAGGUGGUUUUGGACAAUGCCCAGCGGAGUUUCUCCGGUGUAGUCUUGGACGUUGACCCCGUUUGGAUUAGCCAUUACCAAAAAAGUUGCGAUGCACUCUGCCUGACAACAGUAAUCGGAACRAUGAAAACCAGAAUCGKAUUGUUCUUCCUUCUCGUUUACAUAGAAACCAUUGGGAUAAUCGCAUCCAUGAUCACUUCUGGGAUGGCCAUGAUCCGUUGACUUUGUUUUUAUCUCAGUUGGGGUUGGGGUUGUCUCAGUUUCGUUCCUUUCGCAGAUAUUAUUACUACAGGUGUUGGGGUUAUUGUUAGUUGUAGAGUUGUCAUAGAUGCAAUUGCGGAGGAUCCACCUGACAAUUAUGUGCAGAGGAAGCUCCUUUGUUGCAUUUUYAUKGUGAAAGGCUCCGGAUAGAUGUCGAUCCAACAGGAUGCGGAUCACACCAAGCUGCAGUUCAAGUAUUCUGUGUUGUUGUUGCUGUCGCUGCAGCUGGAAGAUCCUGUCACCAGCUCCACCRGUUACGGAUUGUGUUCUGUAGUUCUGUAUCUCACAUAAGGAAGCGCAGGCCAUGUGAAGAGGCAGAUAUCCAUAUUCUGUAUGGUCAGUUACGUUCCUGUUUUCCUUCCGGGUUCUAUCCAUAGUGCAUCCACAACUGCUAAUACAAGUCUUCAGAGCAUCCGGGUUGGCAUCGAUCAGAGCCUUAACGAGUUCCAAUUGUGUGCUGAUUUCUUCAUCUUCCACAAAAKCAUGUUCUCGUUCUUGCGACAGGACUGCAGUUGAUUGUUGCAAGUUCUGUCGAGAGAACAAUGAUGGUGACGUCCAUUGUUGUCCCUCACCUAUUAUUYGGUACUGAUUGUACUUGAGAUCAGUUGGACCACUCACAAGAUUCGAAUUUGUACUCAUUUGAYCCAUCGUUGUUGUUGGCAUUCUAGUCCUGCCAAUUUCUCGGAUCAUUUCAUGCAGUGCCAGAGAGCAAGAAACAUGAUAACUUGAGCCGUUAUUAGUAGCAAUAGCAGUAGUAUGAGRRAUGUUUUUAUCCUUGCAACAACACYUGGGUAAGAUAUGAGUUUUGACUUCCAUGGUGGCCUCAGUCGGGWAAUAGCGAACCCGCUGCAAUGCCAGUUUGAAUUUGCGCCGACGAAUUAAACCCACCAAUAUAGG
Messenger RNA from Pseudo-nitzschia multistriata, 4671 nucleotides. The record is from the annotation of a GenBank genome assembly. NCBI's taxonomy places the organism in Eukaryota, Bacillariophyta, Bacillariophyceae, Bacillariales, Bacillariaceae.